This is a messenger RNA of Pongo pygmaeus (Bornean orangutan), 1192 nucleotides long. Its product is annotated as sulfotransferase 1C1-like. The transcript has 8 exons. Lineage: Eukaryota; Metazoa; Chordata; Mammalia; Primates; Hominidae. Gene Ontology annotation, molecular function: sulfotransferase activity. The record is from RefSeq and is a predicted model, not a curated record.
CAGACGUGCUGCCUUAAAAGCUGUAACACUCACCGCGAAGGUCUGCAGCUUCACUUCUGAGCCAGCAAGACCACGAACCCACCAGAAAAAAGAAACUACGAACACAUCCGAACAUCAGAAGGAACAAACUCCAGACGCGCCACCUUAAGAGCUGUAACACUCACCGGGAAGGUCCGCAGCUUUAUUCUUGAAGUCAGUGAGACCAAGAACCCACAAAUUCCGGACACAUUAUGAUUUUUAUUUAAUAUUAAUAUUGCUGUCCAGUCCUCCCAGUAAGAUGUCCUUGGAGAAGAUGAAAGAGCUUCAGCUGGAGGAAAAAUUUCUACACCCAGAAACUAGAGAAGUGAAUGGAAUCCUCAUGGACAAAAUGAUUAGUGAUAAUUGGGUCAAAAUCUGGAAUUUCCAAGCAAAACCUGAUGAUCUCCUCAUUGCAACCUAUGCAAAGGCACGCACAACCUGGACACAGGAGAUUGUGGACAUGAACCAAAAUGAUGGGGAUGUGCAGAAGUGCCAGAGGGCCAACACAUUUGACCGCCAUCCUUUCAUCGAGUGGGCGCUGCCCCCACCUCUCAACUCAGGUCUGGAUCUGGCAAACAAAAUGCCUUCUCCUAGAACUCUGAAGACUCAUCUGCCUGUUCAGAUGCUACCACCUUCCUUCUGGAAAGAAAAUUCAAAAAUUAUCUAUGUGGCUAGAAAUGCCAAGGACUGUCUGGUCUCCUACUAUCAUUUCUCAAGAAUGAAUAAAAUGUUGCCUGACCCUGGUACAUGGGAGGAAUAUGUUGAGACAUUCAAAGCUGGAAAAGUGCUGUGGGGUUCCUGGUAUGACCACGUAAAGGGAUGGUGGGAUGCAAAAGACCAGCACCGCAUUCUUUAUCUCUUCUACGAGGACAUGAAGGAUGACCCAAAGCGGGAAAUUUAGAAGAUACUGAAGUUCCUAGAAAAAGACAUAUCAGAGGAAAUUCUGAAUAAAAUCGUCUAUCACACCUCCUUUGAUGUAAUGAAGCAAAACCCAAUGGCCAACUAUGCCACUUUUCCCACCAGCAUUAUGGACCACUCCAUCUCCCCUUUUAUGAGGAAAGGGAUGCCUGGAGACUGGAAGAACUAUUUUACUGUGGCCCAAAAUGAAGAAUUUGACAAGGACUACCAGAAGAAGAUGGCAGGAAGCACCCUAACCUUCCACACAGAGAUCUGA